GACCCCCGGAGUGCCGGGAACAAGCCGUGUCUGCCAACGGAGCGCUGCGGCUGCUGCCGGAGAAACCCCCCCAGACCUGGGCAAAAGUCGAGUGGAGGAAGAGGCUGAACGCAGCAUCCUACCUGCGCAUCCUGACGGCUGAGAAAAAUGAAGCUCCCCGAUCCUCCCAGGGUUUGUUUUCUGGGAGAGCUGUUUUCCAGCAGGAAACCCUCUCCCUGCAGAUCAGCCCAGUCCGCGUGGCAGACAGUGGGGUCUACAGGGCGGAUUUUGAGGACGCGUCAGGCGCGGUCACUUCCCUGCACUUCUGCGUCUCGGUGUGGGGGCUUUUUGGCUUCUUUCCAUGGUGGGCGGUGGCCGUCUCCCUGGGGCUGGCGCUGGCCAUCUCCGUAGCCCUCGUUGUCACCUGCUGCUGGUGGAGGAAGCGAGGAAAGGACCCCCAGAGAGGAGACGCCAAUGAGACGCUGACUGUGUACGCGGAGGUGGGCAAAUCUCGCACCGGCAAAGACCCUAAUGGGACCAGUGAGGCCACCGGGACAGGAAACACCAUCUACACCACCAUCUGCACCACGACGCAGGGACCCAGCUGCCCUCAGGAGCCUGGAGCCUGCACCAUCUACUCUGUGAUUCAGCCCACCAGGAAGCCUUCUUCUCUCAAGAGGAAGAGGCUGGACCCAGCUUUGGUCUCCACUGCCUACGUAGAGGCUACGGGUGGUUUCAGACGUUCGUGCCACGCGUUGCAGACCUUGCCCCCGGCCCCUGCCAGCCGCCACCUCUCCUAG
Messenger RNA from Opisthocomus hoazin, 779 nucleotides. NCBI's taxonomy places the organism in Eukaryota, Metazoa, Chordata, Aves, Opisthocomiformes, Opisthocomidae. The record is from RefSeq and is a predicted model, not a curated record.